This is a messenger RNA of Ostrea edulis (European flat oyster), 667 nucleotides long. RefSeq lists its product as uncharacterized. The coding region runs from base 44 to 667 and encodes 207 amino acids. The record is from RefSeq and is a predicted model, not a curated record. The transcript is spliced from 4 exons. NCBI's taxonomy places the organism in Eukaryota, Metazoa, Mollusca, Bivalvia, Ostreida, Ostreidae.
AAGAGAACACAGCGGUGCCAUUUUGCUUCUUAUUAAUGUUAAGAUGUCCUCCAGCUUAAUUGUGGUGGCUACGUUGAUGCAGUUUGUAUCCAACACAACAUGUUUUGUAAACUUGGUUCACACCCCUGGACAAAGUCUUCAGGGACAGGCAAACAUGAAUAUACAGCCUACUGACGCUAGGUGGACUGCUCAGCGUGCUGUUGAUGGGAAUAUAAAUCAGCUUUACUCAGGCAAUUCUUGCGCAGUAACUCAACUUCAUUCUGAACCUUUGUGGUGGAAGGUGUGGUUUAACAGGAUAUUCAAUAUCGCUUAUUUGGAAGUAUACUUCGGAUCAGAUACAUAUCCGAGAUCAACAGGAUUCUAUAUUUACAUAUAUGACGAUAAAACUUUCUCGCCACCAAGUGGCAAUACAGGAAGUAUUGUCUAUCAUCACGAUCCCAUGUCAGGUUGUCCGGUUUCAGUGAUGAACAUCACCGUGAACAGAAUAGCUCACGGUGUAGCUUUUUAUAACGAACGUCCACCAGGAUUCUCCACAGUGUGUCCAGAUGUAGAUGCAAACCAAACGUCUCUGGGGAUUUGUGAAGUCAAAGUCCACGGCAUGUUUACGGAUAGAAAACCCAUGAAAACAGUGAAUAACGGUUGCCAAAUAGAAGUCAACAAUCCCUGA